This is a messenger RNA of Xyrauchen texanus (razorback sucker), 2300 nucleotides long. RefSeq names its product alpha-2,8-sialyltransferase 8F-like. NCBI's taxonomy places the organism in Eukaryota, Metazoa, Chordata, Actinopteri, Cypriniformes, Catostomidae. The record is from RefSeq and is a predicted model, not a curated record. Bases 486 to 1535 code for a protein of 349 amino acids. Gene Ontology annotation, biological process: oligosaccharide metabolic process; N-glycan processing. The transcript has 7 exons. Gene Ontology annotation, molecular function: alpha-N-acetylneuraminate alpha-2,8-sialyltransferase activity.
UCUCUCUCUCUCUCUCUCUUUCUUUUCUUCUCUUUUUUUCCCCUCCAAGUUAAAUGUACGUAAACUACAGUUUAGUUUUGACUUUGUAAGCACGUCCCCUUACAGAGUUUUAAUGCUACUUUAAGGGCUUGUAAUGUGUUAUUGAUAUAAUUUGUCAUGAGGUAAAAGAGUCUCCCGUUCCAGCGCAACAUUUACAUAAUUGAAAUCUUUAGCAGUUAUUUUAUUAUGGUUGGCAGUAACAUUAUAUUGUCAAUGUAAUGGGAAUUAUGUCAACAUUUCAAGGAAUAUGCAAAUAUGCUGAUAUGCUGAUAUUGAAACUAUUUGAAGAGCUGUUCUGCCCAAACACAUUACAUAUGUGUCUUCUGUUACCUGAUGAGAGGGGCGGGGUUACACACAGGUGUAUGUAACCUUUUACUUCUCCAUCAGUCAGUGCAUUCACUCCAACACACAUCUUUUGUCUCUCUGAUGGAAUUGCUGCUUCUCCGAUGAUCUUCAAACUGUUGAUGGUGUUGAUCAUCUCUCAGUGUGUGUUUGUGUUCUACUACACAACCGACACACACACCAGCCGAGAUGGGACGUCAAACCCGUUUCUCCAGCUGCACUGUGCAAACCUGAGACGCAAGUUUUCCAUCAUCAAACCGGCCAAGAGUAUAAACAUGAAGAGCUUCACGCAGGAUCUCUCGGAUCUCAUGAGCUGCCCGUAUAAAUCAAACACGACUGAACGGGAACUAAACAGAAUCAGACUGAAGAUGUGUUGUAACGCCACAGGAUCAUUAUACCUGACCAAACACAACACAGCUGUCAAUCAGACGAUCCCAUAUGAAACCAGCAGAAAACGCACACACACAGUGGACGCGGCACUUCACACAUUGUUGCCUGAGGAUUUCCCCUGGAGUGGACGUGGUUUGGGUCAGUGUGCGGUUGUGGGCAGUGGAGGGAUUUUGAAGAACAGCAGUUGUGGACGCCAGAUUGACAGCGCAGACUUUGUCAUACGGUUUAAUUUGGCUCCGGUUAAUGACAGUGAUGUUGGACUGAAGACAGACCUGAUCACUAUAAACCCCAGUCAGAUUCGCAAACAAAACCUGCAGAAUAUUCCUGGUCUGUUUGCAGAGCGUGUCAGCGUUUACGGCAACUCCUCCCUCAUUCUCCCCGCCUUCGCCUACACGUAUGACACUCAACUGUCAAUCAAAUCUCUUAAAGCCCUUCAGCCAAUCAGACCUCAGCAGCAGGUCGUGUUCUUCAGCCCAGACUUCCUGCGGACACUGGACCGUUUCUGGAAGAGGCGUGGCCUGAAAGAGAGCCGCCUCUCCACAGGGUUUAUGUUGAUUAGCGUGGCGUUAGAGCUGUGCGAGCAGGUGCACGUUUACGGAUUCUGGCCGUUCGACAGCGACUUGCAGCAGUGUGCAGUUCCGCAUCAUUAUUACGACCAGAAAGGCCCAAAAGCCGGCGUACACGCCAUGCCAGAGGAGUUCCUGCGCCUGCUGCAGCUGCACAGCCACGGGGCGCUAACACUGCACCUGCAGCCCUGCACUUAAGAUACACACGUAACAUAUUCUGCACUUACUCAAUGUGUUUGUGCUUUUAUUUAUGUUUGUUUAAUUAUUAGGUGAAGAUCUGGCUGGACAAGAGUCAUGCCCCAGUCCAUAGGUGCUGAUAUAACCAAUAAUGAAUUGAUAGUCAAAACAACAGGACAGACAAAAUUCAUGAUGUUUAAAACAACUUUUCAUCUUCAACAGUGAUGGCCUGUGACAGUUAAUAUAUUAUAGAUGUAUACCACUUUAUACGGCAAAGGUGCAAAACGCUGUACAUUGUACAAUGCCUAGAGAAAGUCAUCAUAUGUAAAAAUCCUUAUCAUUUGUCACAUUACAUCCUGGAAAUGUAAAUAAAUUCAGUAUAACCUUUUCCAGCUGUAUUUACACAUUAUAACCUGAGUAAAAUACCUUAUUUUGAUAAGUGAUCAGCCCACUUGCUCAGGUUCAACCAUUCACCUUUCAGAUCAAAUCCUGGCUUAUUGGCUUCCACCUGACAACAACUGGAGUGGUUUUGAUUACUUCAGAAUAAAGCCAUGAAGAUUGCAUUACUAGUAGUAAAGUAAAAGUUCAAACAUGUUUAAAAGGCUUUAACUAUCUCUCUGAGUAUUGUUCAGAGCAUUAUUAAGAAGUGGGAGAGUGAAAGCGGUAAGGGUUUGAGUUCCCUCGCAAUAAGAUUUGAGUUCCCUCACAAUAAAAUUUGAGUUCCCUCUCAAUAAGUGUUGAGUUCCCUCACAAUAAGAUUUGAGUUCCCUCUCAAUAAGAUUUGAG